Molecule: messenger RNA, 309 nt
Organism: Mesorhabditis belari
Lineage: Eukaryota; Metazoa; Nematoda; Chromadorea; Rhabditida; Rhabditidae
Source: the annotation of a GenBank genome assembly
AUGCUUUUGCUAUUGGUCGUGUCGGUGCGAGCCGACUUUUGGGAUGAUCUGGUCGAUACGGCGAAAUCGGCCGGGAAAUCGGUCGGCUCAUUCGUCGACGAGACGGUCGUCCCGGCGGCGAAGACGGCCGGCUCAGCAAUUUCUGGUGGAGCUUCGGAUGCGGCCACAUGGGUAAACGACAAAGCGGUGCCCGCCGUGAAGACUGCCGCCGUUGAUACGCACGAUUGGGUCCGUGACACCGGAGUGCCCGCCGUGCAGAAAGCCGGUCAAGACGUGCAUCAAGCAGCUUCAGAUACCUUCUCCGAUAAG